Penicilliopsis zonata CBS 506.65 is the source of this 727-nucleotide messenger RNA. RefSeq lists its product as hypothetical. Lineage: Eukaryota; Fungi; Ascomycota; Eurotiomycetes; Eurotiales; Aspergillaceae. The transcript has 4 exons. The record is from RefSeq and is a predicted model, not a curated record. The coding region runs from base 242 to 652 and encodes 136 amino acids. Gene Ontology annotation, molecular function: carbon-sulfur lyase activity.
UGGAGGUACCUUCUUGUAGAAUUAAUCUGAAUAUCAUAUGAUACAGUGACAUUUUUAUAUCAUAGGUAGAGACAUUCGUUCUGGCCUUGCUGCAUGACUACCUCUAUCAAACGCCGGCCGGGAUCUCAAUGACCGAUCCUACGUAUAUAAAGUUCCAUCUGUCUUCUCGCCUUCUAUUAUCUUUCUCAUCAUAAUCAGAACCGUCAUCAAUUCUUAUUUUAUCAUCUGAUAUUAUCUGACAAUGCCUCUUACCGGAAGUUGCAUGUGCGGUGCCAUCACCUACUCUGCCGAGGCGGACGAGUACAUUUCUGCCCUCUGUCACUGCACAGAUUGCCAAAAGUGGACUGGCGGCGCCUUCACCUCCAACGCGGUGGUUCCCCGCUCCAGCUUCCAAGUGAGGGGCAACCCCGCCACGUAUGAUGCUGUCGGCGCCUCCGGAAAGAUCAACAAGCACUUCUUCUGCCCUACGUGUGGUUCGAGUCUCUACACCGAACUGGAGGUCAUGGCGGACAUGGUUUGCAUCAAGGCCGGAACUUUGGAUAACGGCAAGGCCUCUCUGGAUGGGAAAGUCGAUGUCGAGUUCUACGUCAAGGACCGUGUGCAGUAUUUGGGUGGGUGCGAGGGGGCGAAGCAGGAGCCUAGAUUUGGUUAAGAGUGAAUGAGAAGGUAAUUAAGAACUUGAAGUACUAUAUGAAGAUAUGUAGUAUAAUGAAUGAAUACACCCUAG